Molecule: messenger RNA, 8312 nt
Organism: Biomphalaria glabrata
Lineage: Eukaryota; Metazoa; Mollusca; Gastropoda; Planorbidae
Exons: 3
Coding region: 1130-3247 (705 amino acids)
Source: RefSeq, a predicted model, not a curated record
GCGGCAGACAGCUGUACCUGAUCUAGUCCUUAAGUUCAUUGAUACUCUCCCCUGUUUCUGGUUCUUCUCAGUUCGUAUUCAUUUCACUCGUUGGACCAUCAAGUGUUUUGUUUUCUUGAACAUGUGGACAUUAGGAUGGACCGUACUGACCACACUAUUCCAUGGUCAGCUUGAUCCGGAGUAUAACGUUUAGACAAAACACGCUGUAUCGUUCCAGACAUAAGCUUAUCUUAAUAGUGAUGUGUUAAAUUUUAAAAGAAUACUGAUAGAUUACAACAACAGCUAGUGUGGAUACAGACGUCUAGUUACAAUGUACUAUAACUCUCGUCGUUUCUCGUUCUAUUGUUACAGAGCGAGAUGAAACAGAACCUACAAUGGCGAGGAUAGUGUGUCCCCCUUGUGUCGAUACUUGAUCCACCGUGUCAUAACUGAUACAUUGGCGCAUUGUGUUUCUGUGAUAUUGGCUUUACAGCUGCAGACGUGAGUCAAGGACGCUGCCAGCAGCAAAUGGAACAUCCUCACCGGACGUGAAAAGCAAAACGAGACCAGGUGAUGCUCACGUCUGGGCCCCGUCUACUGCGACGUCUGCUGUGCGUCUGCUGGGUAGCAGGAAUCUGGAUUAGCAGCACCUUUUAAGGUCAAGAGAUUAAAAAGAAAAGAAAAGAAAGUGCACAGAAUAUCCGUGGAGUUGGUUGCCUAUGGCAACGUAAUCGAAUCUGGCUUUUUUAUUCUCUCUCCACAAGUUGUGUGACAAAUGAACGGGACAAAUGCCAAAGAACCAUGACGGAUCUACACGCACUGGGCGAAACAAGUGCGACAACUCUUAGGUAGAGCCCAACACUAUGUCCUGGGGAGAGAAGUUCCUGCAAGUGGAUUAUCCUUGCACGUGACUUGCUUGCUGAAGAUUAUAUUUCUAAACCUAAUUUGCUAACGGCUGGAGAAGUGGCUUAACGAAAAGAAGAAAAAAAAGAAACGAAGAAUUGUGGUACAGCAAAUAAGAAUGUAGAUGAUAAAAUCAAAUAAUGUUAUUUUGAAUGUUUUGAAAACAAAUAUUCGUUGUGCUUCAUUAAUAUUUUGAAUUAGGUCUAUUUAAAAAUCUGGCCACAUUUUUCAAAAUUUUCACUUCACAAUGAAUACCAGCGAAUGGCUGGCCAACAGCACCUCUGUGUAUCUCUCGCUGAUAAAUCCUGACGACCAUGUGACGGAUAAGCCUUCGAACACGACAGUGGGGCCCUCCGGUGAAAUAUCCGACAAACCUUGCGGGGAGGCGCUGUCCUCGCAGACCCCUGCUGCCGUCAAGCUGCCUGGCUCUCUAGACGCUCUUCUGUACAUUGUGAUCGUCCUGAUGUUCUACGCUUUCAGCAUCGUGGUUCUGAUGGUCAAAUACAUCAGGAGGGAGCGGGAAGAGGCCAGCCUGAGAAACUACUACAACGAAUUCGUAUCACGUGAUAAGUUUCGCUCCGCCCAGUACAAGAACCGGCAGUUCAUGAAAAGGAUUUUCGGCAGGGGCAGAUCUGCUGAAAACGCUGGGCAGGGCGUCAGGGGGGAGAGGGUCAACACGCCUAUACCGUCGAGAGGCAGGCGGAAAACGAAGUCAGAGGGCAACACCAUCACCCGAAACGGCAACACUUUUAACAGGCUGUUGCUAGAAUCCGAUGAGCAGGAUGAGAAACGCUCCAAAGAAAGCUUCACGUUUCUAAGCGCCAAAAAUCAAUUCUGCAAGAAAGGUUUUUUCGGGAAAAAAUUCUGCAACAAGCAGUUGUGUUCCAAGUGCGUGACGGAAGGGGCUCCGACCAUCGACUGGGGCGACGGGAAGGGGGAACUAGGAAAUAGCGUCCCUAGCAGACAAGAAACGGUGGAGAUAAGACUGUACAACAAUGCGGGUCCUAGCUCGUCAAGUAACAUGGGCGGCGUCUCAGGUAGCAGUAGUAAGAGGUGCUACCUUUUGGAGAGGGAUAAUAGCAUAUUUUUUCCGAUAAUGGAAUGUGAUUCGGAGAGAGACUCGGAAGACGCCAUUAAACCUCUCAACAUGCAGCCACUUUCCCAACACUGGGGGAGCAGCGAGGAGAUGGUCAUGAGAGGCAACAAAUACGAGGACCAGGCCAUCGUGUCUUCCUGCUCCUUGGAAGUCUCGGAACUUCUCGCAAACAUGCCACCUCUCGGGGCUUUCAGCAACAGCAACGACAUGGACACGCUGGACGGUCUGUCCAAUCUCGACAGCGAGGCCGAGAGCCAGUCCCUCCUGAACUACUCUACGAGCAUGAGAGGCACCAACAACAUGUUCUCGAGCAUCAACUCCGGGGACAGCCCGAGAGCCAAAGCGUCCAUCGUGGGCGAGAGCCCAAGAGUUAAAAAUAGCGGCUCCAGCGACAAGCAAGGGCCGACCUUCGACGGGACGCACAAAGACUUUAGCGACUUUCUAUCAGAGAGGACGUCUCUCCUCUCCUGUACGCUCUCCAUCGCCAACGAGGUGGAUGAAGAGGACGCUGUCACUAACCACAGUUCCUCUAAAAACUACCCCAACGGAUUCUCCCACUCCAACAGUAACGGCAAAAUCAAGGAAGAACGAGUCGUCGCUAACGGCAAACUCAAAGAAGAGCUCUGCCACAACGCAAAGUCCAUUCUGAACUCCGUGUCCAAAUCUGCGAACGGAGACGAGGAGGAAAUGAUGCGCCUUUUGACCAACAUAACUAUGAUAACAGAAGAGUCUGGUCUUUUUAAGAAUCUGAAAUACUUUCUUAGAAGUUUUUCUAAACACGAGAACGUUGGCUGUGUCCACGAGAAAUCCAAUUUACUUCCAAAAGAAACUUUCUUUGGGCCAGGGAGCCCCAAAAGUGUGUUUAGUACUACUGACUGCGCUGUAGUGGCCACUAAAUGUAAACCCGUGAGCAAGCCUUCUGAUUACGACGAGCUGGAUUCAGUGGAUAAUGAUCUGUUGAAUAUGGAUGAACUUGAAAACUUUGGCAACCGAUGGGGAUACGCCUAUGACGAGGAGGAGGAUUUGUGUUCAGACGGGGGCAAGUCCUCCAGCUUUGGGGAGUAUUGCAUGGGAGAGGCCCCCGAAUCUCAGGUUAUCGAUCUGAGUCGACCGCUGGUGAGACGGCAGCUGGAUUCAGAGACCAGGAAUGGAUUAAGUCUGGCUUUCAUUGGGUUAGAGGAUUCCCUGCACGAGGACGUCCCGGCUAAAAACAAAACAAACCCUCUGCUGGCUGGGUACGGGUCAGCACGCAAAGAGACGAAAGUCUGAUGACCACAGAAACAUGUUGAAAUAGUAUUAAUGAACUGAUGAUAAUUGAUAUCACUUCUCUUUUGUCAAUGUUUUUUGUUAUUGUUCGGUUAUGUGUUUUACAGGACUCGUGUUAUAUUAACUCUGCUGUCAAAUUGUACAGCAUCAGUAAACAUGAGCUCAUAAAAGAUUCUUUCGUUAAAUAGUUAUUUGAUGACUUUUUAAGUUACUUCUAGAACUACAUUUAAAAAAACAAAAACAAAUUGACUCUUAAAUAAUAACGGGCUUUAGACUUUCUUGAGCCGGCCUGGCUCGUAAGACGAAAAUGACAGUUUUGAACACGUCUAUAAAUCCUCUGAUGGAACAGAUGCUGAAUAGUGGAUAGAGCUAGUGAUUUUCAAAUGUUAAACUGAACCAUUGUUAGACGAACCCUAAUCGAUCAUUGAACAGGAGAUAACGCAUAUUUUUGUUAUGUACAGGAGCUAUGCUGCUAGAGUUAUAUGCCGUUAAUCACAACAUUGAUCAUCAAUGGAAUAUUUAGAGUGAAUAGGCUAAAUAGAAAUCAGAGAAAUAUAUAGAUCUAGCAAUAAAAGAAAAGUUUUUUUUUUAAUCUAUGACUAAAGAAUUAUCACACAAAAAUUAGAAAUGUAGAUUUGAUAAAGAUGUAUAAAUAAUUACCUCCUCCUGUGCAACUUAUCUUAUAAUAUACAGACGUUAUUACGUCCUUUACGCCAUGCAUCUAGCCAUGCAUGUUAACCAAUGACUUAAAUUCUGCCAAGUCAUUGUUUUUUCUGGCUGGCUCAGGCAACCCAUUUCAUGCUCUAAUAACAUCUACAAUCAAAAUAUUUAUAGUCGGUAACAUAUACAACUAAAAUGCUAUUUAACAUUGGUUAGAUCGAGAUUAUAAUAUGCACUAUCUGUAUGAGACCUUUAACUCAAGAAAAAAUAAACAAUUGAUAAAGUUACAAAAAAAACAUAAAACACUGAACCAUAAGGCAUAAAUACAAAAACACACCCCAAUAAAAUACUCAACCACUAACGAAGAAUAUUGUUUUAAUUUUACUUCCAUAUUUCCCACAGUUUGCUCAUGAUGGCGGAUGCCAAGCCUAAACGGGUUUUUUUAAAUCUCUUUUAUUGAUCCUCUUAACUCUUUCUCUCCUUAAUUAUUUACCACAUUCUUGUGGAAUCAACGCUGGUCUCGUCAGUUAGGAGAGAAGGAGUUAAUGUAGCUUAUAUUUGACCUCACGUAUUGAAAUGAAUCCACUUAUUCUAAUGUUUGGCCAUUGAACUGUAUGCAGCAUCUCUACCACAAUGUAGUACUUUUAUUUAAAAAAAAAAAACAACUUUGACAUGGUUGUGAAUUUGGAUGCUGAAAGUUGAAACGAAAAGAAGAAAUCAAACCUUUGAGAGUAAAUGAUACAGAAAAUAGGAAAAUAAGACAAUUUUAUUUUUACAAGUCAACGCUCUUGCUGGUAAAAUCCUGUGAAGAGACGAAAGCUUUGCUAGGUUGGUCAUAUUGUAAGACCUGACUCACUGUCGAAAGACAUUCAUCUUAUCUUCUUAUAUAAUACAGACGUUACUUCAAAAAAAAGAAGAUGAUUACGUCCUACGCGUCAUGCAUUUAGUCAUGCAUAUUAACCAAUGACUUAAACUCUGCCAAGUCACUGGUUUUCCUGGCUAGCUCUUCCAUUCUUCAAGGUCCAGUGGCGGGAGCACGAAGAAAAGGUCGCCCAAAGAAAAGCUGACUGGACAACUUAAAAGAAUGGACUGGCCUCUCUCUCUCACUCUCUCCUCUUGAUAUCCUCUUGAUAUCCUGCUACGAACAGAUGCUGACAGAAAAAAAUGGAGGGGUUUAGUUACGGGAAUUGUCACAGUGCCCCUAGGACGAAAGUCAAGGGACAGAUGAUGGUAAUGAAUAAAAAAUAUUCAGAUAGACACAAAGAGAAAGGUAUAUGUAUUAUUCCAUAUGCUAAGAUAUAUAAGUACAAGUGCUCCUUCAGCCUAUUCGAGCAUUGCAUGGGUUUCCUGAAUCAGCCAGGCAAACCAAUGACAAAGUUUAAGUCUCUCAUGAACUUGCACGACUAGAUUAACACAUGGAUAGGUGAAGGACGUAACUAUCGUCUGCUUUUGAAUGAACGUCUGUAAUUUAUAAGAUAAAAAAGUAGAUCUAGACGUCCAUCAGACGUCAGAAUUUUGUUUUAUUUCUGCAGGUCCUUUUAUAAAUACUCAGACAGAAAGAUAAACGCACAUUCCUCGUUUCAUAUGAUAGGAGAAACUUGUACAUAAGACGUAAUCAUCUUUUUUGAAGUAACGUCUGUAUUUUGUAAGAUAAGAUAACUAAGAUUUGGGUGUAUUCAAAACUUUCAACAGUAACGUAGGUCAAGAUAAGGUAUGUCCAUUCUUUUAUAUUGUCCAACUCUAACUGGUUUAGUUUACUUGGUGGGUGCAUUCAAGUUGUGCGGGGAUCAUGGGUUAAAGCUACUGAAAUUAAAAGAGUCUUUUUUUAAAUAUAUUUUGACAUUACAAGACCUAGUGUUUUCAUAUUAUAUAAGAUCAGAUAAGAUAGUGUAGGAUCCCAUCAUUUUUGUUUUAUUCUGCGAUAAAUUGGGAUAUGAUGAUGGUAGGCUAUCGACAUGGACAGUGGGCUUUAGACAUAGACAGUGGACUCCAAAUAGACUGUGGGCUUUCAACAUGAACAGUGGACUCUCUAGAUAGACGGAGACAUAGACAUUGGGGCUCUCGACAUGGCCAGUGAGUCUACAAGCAACGAAAGCUGUGUCAUCCCGAUCCAAAAUGAUCUCACUUUCACAUGCACACGAAGGGUACAACAGCUACAGCAGACACUGAAGACAAACAAGGUUACAAAGACAGUUUGUGUGGAAACACAAACUCAAAAUCGGCCCCCCGAAGCAGGUUUCAAUAUUUUCAGAAGAAUAUCGGUAUUAAAUUCUAAUAGAAGUGGUUCACCCAAGCAGGUAAAAAGGCAGGUAUCAAUAUUUUCAGAAAGAAUGUCAAAAUGAAAUUCUAUCAAAAACAGAGAAAAAUAGAGAAAUAAUGUUGACAGAUCCUGUGUGGUGCCCAAAGGUCCAGCAGACUAAGGGAUAGGUGAAGGUGAAUGUGAAGUUAGAUGUGAACCUGGCCUAACUGAGGUCUUAUAAUAAAUAUCUAAUUGAUCUAAUUGUUUUGUAAAGGGUCAGUCUCUUAGUCAAAGCCUCAAGAAAAAAACAUUUCCGAAAAAAAAAAAAAAAAUUCCUUUAGUUUUGUGAGACUGUACGGGCGCUCUGCAAUUCACGCUAUAAUAUGAAAAACUACUUAUUAAUUGUUGUUUUAAAUUAUGUCCGACUUAUUUGCAUAGUAAAUAGAUUUUUUUCUCAUUAAAAAAAAAGAUAACAUUUUUUUUUGUAAAUGUAGUAUUUAGUAUGGCAGAACUUACAUAACUUAGCAAUAAAAUUGUAAAAAAAAAAUAUUUUUUGAUCAAAAAUCUAAAACCAUUUGCAUAAAUGUGUUAAUUUAUGGUAAAUUUCAUUCUCCCUUACAAAUAUGUUUCAAAUGUUGUUACUGUUAAAAAAAAAUAGUGAAUAGAUGUAAAAAUGGUGUAUUUUUAUGAAAAAAAAAACUGCUUGCAUAAUUGAUGUAAAAUUAGAUUUUUCGCUUUCAAAAAAGAAAAAAGUAACCGUUGCAUCAGAACUUUGAAUGAUCUAAAAUAUCAUGAUGUCCGAUUUUUUUAUUUUCUCUUCUGGUUUCUGAGAUCUAAACGGGACGGACAGACGGGCCACACAAAACUAAUAGCGUCUUUUCCCAUCUUAUGAGCCAGGAGCCUAGCAAAUAUCCAGACUACAAUAUACACAGGUUAGGAAAUAUACUUUUUUUUAUAGGGUAGGCCUAUAGUAUCGAAUAAAAGUAACAAGCGCAGAUUAUAUAAGAAAUUAAUGUGUCAAGACCGAAUGACUACAAAAUCUGCACCAAUCUUUACUGAAUGAUUACAUCCUAGCUACAUGACAACUUGGACCAUUCAUCCAGUGUUGCCAAUAUAAAGUUCGAAAAUAACAUUCUACUAGGGAUUCAGGGCCGGCAUUAGGUAUAGGCAAACUAGGCAGCCGCGUAGGGUAUCCGAUUGGUGGGUGUCUCGUAGAGUGCUAAAAUAUUUUUUUUAGGAGAAAAGUUGCGAAACUUAGAUCAAAUCUCAAACAUAAAACAACUCUAUGGCUCUAUGUCUACUAUAGUUACUAUUGUUCAAGGCUUUUUCACAAAUGUUUAGAUCAACUUGUUAGACUAACAGAUGUUAGAAGACCAAUGUUUCUUCCUUUUGGUGAAAUGUCGAAACGUUUUUUCUAGUGAAUUCUAGUCUGUGAUCAAGAAUCUUCCAUGUAGAAUAGUUGUACUGUCGGUGCUUUAUGAAUUAAAUGUACUUGUUGAUUUAGAUAUAUAUACAGGGCAGUUUAUAAUUCUUUGAGUAGCGGUAUUUUUUCGGUCUUAAUUUUUUUUUUUAAUUUGGACCACAUUAUUCGGCCUCUAAUUGGAUGUGAUAAUCUUUUUCUGGGGGAACUUCCGUUCCUUAUUAAGAAGCUGGGGAUAAAGAUCUUAAAUAUAUGUGUUGAAAAAGAUUACGUUGCGUUCCUGAAAUACGUUACUUAUUGUUCAGAGACUUACCAGUUUUGCUGGGUUGUUGCCCUUGCCAUGUUGCUUGUUUGUGUAAUAAAACAGAUCCACGAAAUUACCAUGAGAAAUAAAAUUGAAACGUCUUUGAUACUACAGUAACCUGAGUAGCAGACUGGAGUGUACUCACAUUUCUUGCACUGUGAUGCAAAUGUUUAGACAUUAAUCUCAUCUAGUGUACUCACAUUGACUUGAUUUGUGUAGUUUGGAGACGUGUGUACACAUCGAAUGUUGAUCUAAUGUAGUGUGUACACAUCGAAUGUUGAUCUAAUGUAGUGUGUACGCAUCGAAUGUUGAUCUAAUGUAGUGUGUACACAUUAAGCUAUUGAACAUAACCAUGUCUAUGUACAGUCAUAAAACAUAUUUAAAAAAAUAUAAAAAUCUUAAUUUCCUUUACUUCUUAGUAUAUUUUUUUUUUAACUUUCCUAAA